Parascedosporium putredinis is the source of this 6711-nucleotide messenger RNA. Lineage: Eukaryota; Fungi; Ascomycota; Sordariomycetes; Microascales; Microascaceae. The record is from the annotation of a GenBank genome assembly.
AUGUCUCCUCCUGCGCUGGAUGCCGACGAGGUCAACUCGGCCGGCUUUUCCAGCCCCAGCCCGCAAUCCGAGCUUCCAACCCCCAGCAUCGACGCUCCGGCGCUCGACCAAACUCCCGCGCCGGCGGUCCAGUACCCUCCUGGCAUCUUCCCCAAUGGCGCCAGCUUCCCGAUUCCGGAUGGCCUCCUAGCUGCGGCAGCAGCCGCCGCCGCCGGCUCCGCGUCGACGCCAAACCCACAACCCUCCAACGGCACUGCUGCGCCCCUCAACGGUUCCAACGGCUCCAACGGUGUGCGGACAGCCAACGGGUACGAGCCCGUCGCCAUCGUAGGCAUGGCGUGCCGCCUCCCCGGCAACGCGUCGGACCCUGAAGAGUUCUACGAGCUCUGCUGUCGCGCCCGCAGCGGCUGGUGCGAGAUCCCUCCCGAGCGGUGGAGCAAAGCCGGCUACUACCACCCCAACCCCGACAAGCUCGGCGCCUUCAACCCCGUGGGCGGAUGUUUCCUGACCGAAGACGUCGGCCUGUUCGACGCGCCCUUCUUUAAUAUCACCGAGAGGGAGGCCAUCUCCAUGGACCCCCAGCAUCGCCUCAUCCUCGAGUGCACCUUUGAAGCUCUCGAGAAUGCCGGUAUCCCCAAGCACAAGCUCGUGGGCAAGAACGUCGGCGUGUACGCGGGCGGCUCCUUCACCGACUACGAGCUCAACAACCUCCGCGAUCUCGACACCGCGCCCAUGUACCAGUCGACCGGCAACGCGCCCUCGCUCAUGUCCAACCGAAUCUCGUACUUUUUCGACUUCCGCGGGCCCAGCCACACCAUCGAGACCGCCUGCUCCUCGAGUUUGACCGCUCUCCACAUCGCCAUGCAGAGCUUGCAAAACGGCGACUCCUCCGUCGUGGUCUUGGCGUCCAGCCAUCUCAACCUCCUUCCCGACCACUUCGUGUCCAUGUCGUCCCAGGGCCUGCUCUCGGGCGACGGAAGAUCGUAUGCGUUCGACUCCCGCGCCAACGGGUUCGGUCGCGGAGAAGGCGCUGGCGUCGUGAUCCUUAAGCCCCUGGCGGAUGCUAUCCGGGACAACGACAACAUCCGCGCCGUCAUCGCCGGCACCGGCGUCAACCAGGACGGACGCACCAACGGCAUCACCAUGCCCAACGGCGAGGCGCAGCUGGAUCUCAUGCGCAAGGUGUACCGCGAUGCCGGUUUGGACCCCAAGCUCACCGGAUACGUCGAGGCCCACGGUACUGGUACCAAGGUCGGCGAUCCGCUCGAGAUGCGCGCGCUCCACAACAUGUUUAACGAGGGCCGGUCCAAGCUAAGGCCCCUGUACGUGGGCUCCGUCAAGACAAACGUCGGCCAUCUCGAGGGCGCCAGCGGCAUCGUCUCGCUCAUCAAGGCCACCCUGAUGCUGGAACGAGGCUACAUCCUGCCCAACUACGAUUUCCAAAAGGGAAAUCCCGAGAUCCCCUUUGACGAGUGGGGCAUCAAGGUCCCCGCCAAGCUGAUCCCCUGGCCCAAGCAAAAGAAGUACAUCAGCAUCAACAGCUUCGGCUUCGGCGGCGGCAACGCCCACGCCGUCCUCACCGCCGCCCCCAAGCGCACCAAUCUCCCCACCGCCUGGAAGGACGACAUGUCCGAGCCCCGCCGCCUCUACGUCCUCUCCGCCAACAGCAAGGAGUCCCUCGCCGAGCAGCUGGAAAGCCUGACCAUCUACCUCGAGCGCCGCCCGUCCGCCUUCCAAAAGGAUCUGCUGGCCAACUUGGCCUACACCCUCGGCGAGAGGCGGUCCAUCCUCCCCUACAAGGCCGCCGUCUCCGCCAUCGACGCCAAGAGCCUGAGCACCGCCAUGGCCACGGCCAACGCCGCCCCCAGCCGCUCCACCAGGCCGCCCACCAUCGGCUACGUCUUCACCGGCCAGGGUGCGCAGUGGCAUGCGAUGGGCCGCGAGCUCAUCGCCCAGUACCCGGUAUUCAAGCAGUCCGUGGAGCGGUUCGACGCCUGCCUGACGGCCCUGGGUGCCAAGUUCAGCUUGAUGGAGGAGCUCCACCGCGACGACAAGACGUCCCGCCUGUCGGAUGCGGACCUCAGCCAGCCCGGAUGCACCGCCAUCCAGGUGGCCCUGACGGACCUCUUGGUAUCCUGGGACGUCCGCCCCGAUGCCGUCGUCGGCCACUCCAGCGGCGAGAUUGGCGCCGCGUACGCCGCCGGCGUGCUGUCCCUCGAGGAGUGCGCCGUCAUCGCCUACAGCCGUGGCCAGGCCGUUCUCCACCUCAAGGCGGACUACCCGGACCUCGACGGCGGUAUGCUGGCGUCCCGGAGCAUCACUGCCUCGGGCGACUCCGAGGCCAUCACGGAGCUGCAGCAAAAGAUUGAGGAGAAGCAGCUCUUCAACCGACGAGUCAGGGUCGACACCGCCUACCACUCCCACCACAUGGAGUUUGUGUCGGAAUGGUACGGCAAGGCCGUCGGCCAGCUCAACCCCACCACCAAGACCGAUGUCGCCUUCUUCUCCUCGCUCAACGGCCACUUGAUCGACUGCGAGCAGCUCGACACUUCCUACUGGGUCAACAACUUGACCCAGCCCGUCAAGUUCUCCCAGGCUCUCACCGACAUGUGCACGCCUGCCACCGGACGCAAGGAAAUCGACAUCCUCAUCGAGAUCGGCCCCCACUCCGCCCUCGAGGGUCCCGUCAAGCAGAUCCUCAAGGCCAUCACGUGCACCACCAAGAAGCCCACAUACCUCUCCACGCUGGUCCGCAACAAGGACGCCGUCGAGACCACGCUCAACCUGGCCGGCUCCCUGUUCGUGCGCGGCAGCAUGCUCGCGUUCCAGGGCGUCAACUUCCCCAACGGCAGCGCCAAGCCCCUCCGGCCCCUCAAGGACAUGCCCCGCUACCCCUGGAACCACACCACCAAGUACUGGUGGGAGUCCAGGAUCAGCAAGAACCAUCUCCACCGCCCGUUCCCCGAAACGACGUCGUCGGUGCCCUCGCGGAUUACUCCAACUCUCUGGAGCCCACGCCACGUGAUGCAAGACAUGAUCAUCUACCCCAUGGCCGGCUACCUCUCCAUGGCCGUCGAGGCGGCCGCGCAGCGCGCCAAGCUGUCGAGCCAAGUGUUUGACCGCUUCGUCUUCAAGGACGUCACCAUCAGCCGCCCCCUGGUUGUCCAAGAGGGCGCGGACUCCGAGCUCAACAUCACCCUCCGCGGGUUCACCGAGGGCACCAAGCAGUCGUCCAAGGCCUGGGACGAGUUCAGGGUGUUUUCCUGGAACAAGGACCGCAGCUGGAUCGAGCACUGCCGCGGCCUCAUCCGCGUGGAGCAGAGCACGGAAACCAACCCCGUGCGCGACCUCGCCUCCGAGGACCACGUCUCCCUCACGAGCCGCGCUGCCGAGAUCGAGGCGCGCUGCUCCGAGGCCGUCGACGGCAACCAGCUCUACGACGAGCUCGAGGGUGUAUCCGCCAAGUACAACGCGCAGUUCCGCUCCAUGGAGAACUGCACCGGAAGCGACACCAACUGCGUCGCCGACAUCGUCAUCCCCGACACGGCGCGCGUCAUGCCCAAGGGGUACGAGCCCGAGCUGUACAUCCACCCCGCUUUCCUCGAUCAAUUCACGCAUGCCGCUUGGGUCAUCUUGGGUGCCGGCCGCGGCCGCCUCCCCGCCCUUUACAUGCCGCGCUUCUUCAAGAGCCUCACCAUCUCCGCCAACCUCUCCAAGACCCCCGGGGACCGCUUCCGGCUGUACGGAGAGGGCAACCCGGACUUUGACCGCCCCAGGUCGACCCAGGUCACCAUGUUCGCCACCACCAUGGACGGUGCUUCUGAGAUGAUCCACAUGGAGGGCCUCGUCAUCGAUCCCAUCUUCGAGGCCGAUGGCGUUACCGACAAGCUCUCCGCGCGCGAGCUCUGCUACCGCGUGGGCUGGGAGCCCCUCGAUCUCGCAGACUCCGCCGCCGUGGCACAGCCCGCAGAGAUCUCUGAUAACAUUUCCAUCGUCUGCGGCAAGGAUCAAGACAGAUCCCUCGCGUCCCAGGUACAGCAGCUCCUCGCUUCGUCUGGCAAGGGCCAGGUGGAUAUUACGACGUUCGAGGAGGCUCCAACGGAUGGCCGCGUGUACGUUGUACUGAUGGAACUGGCCUCUCCGCUCCUGUCGGGCCUCGACGAGCAGCGAUUUUCUCGUCUGCAGAGUCUCAUCACAUCCGCCAAGGGUAUCCUUUGGGUGGUCCAGGGAGCGUACUCCGACUCUACGAACCCGGAGGUCGGCAUGGUCCUCGGUCUUGCUAGGACGAUCCGCUCCGAGUCCGCCAUGAAGUUUGCGACUCUCGACCUGGACGGCGUCAACCGCCUUUCGGACGUCGACAUGGCUGCCCAGAUUGAAGAAGUCGCCAAGUACGUCUUCAAGAAGGGCGGAUCGCCCACGGCCGACAUGGAGUUCCAGGAGCGAGAGGGCUCCCUCAGUGUUUGCCGCGUCGUCGACGACUUCGACAUGGAUGCGUUUGUCGAGCAAAACACCAACUCUACCACCGCGCCCUUCUUGCAGCCAUUCGAGCAGCCUGGCCGACCCCUCAAGAUUAACGUCGGCACAAAGGGCGCCCUCGACACCCUUCACUUCAUUGACGACGUCGGUGCCUUGGAACCCCUCGCCUCCGAUGAAGUCUCCAUCGAAGUCAAGGUGACGAGUAUGAACUUCAAGGACAUCAUGGUGUCCAUGGGCGAGGUCCCCAGCCCCUACAUCGGUGUCGAGUGCGCGGGCAUCAUCAAUGCCGUCGGCAGCGGCGUGACCGACCUCAAGAUCGGCGACCGCGUGUGCGCGAGCUCGGAGGGUGCUUACUCCACCUACACCCGCUGCAAGUCCACCAGCUGCGCCAAGGUCCCCGACGACAUGAGCCUCGAGGCCGCCUCCACCAUCCCCGUCGUCUUCUGCACGGCGUACUACGGGCUUUUCGAUAUCGGACGCCUGCAACGCGGCGAGUCCGUGCUGAUCCACGCCGCCGCCGGUGGUGUCGGCCAAGCCGCCAUCAUGCUCUGCCAGAUGAUGGGCGCCGAAAUCUACGCGACGGUGGGCAGCACCGCCAAGAAGACGUUCAUCAUGGAGACGUACGGCAUUUCCGAGGACCGCAUCUUCUUCAGCCGUGACACUUCGUUCGCCAAGGGCAUCAAGCGCGCGACCAACGGCCGCGGCGUCGAUCUCGUGCUCAACUCCCUGGCCGGGGAUUCCCUCCGCGCCACGUGGGAGUGCAUGGCGCACUUUGGCCGUUUCAUCGAGAUUGGCAAGCGUGAUAUCCUCGCCAACUCGGGCCUUCAGAUGGCAGUCUUCGAGCACAAUGCCACGUUCGCCUCUGUCGAUCUGACCGUCGUUGCUGCCGAGAGGCCGCUCGUGAUGAAGCGCCUCUUGGACGACGUCUUCCGUCUUUUGGGCUACGGAAGCAUUCGGCCCAUCGCUCCGAUCACGAUUUUCCCCGUCUCCAAUCUCGAGGCCGCGUACCGCACUCUCCAGGCCGGAAAGACCCACGGCAAGAUUCUCGUGACCGCCAAUGCGGGUGAUCAGGUCAAGGCUACCUAUUCAUCCAAGGCCCACAACCACCUGCUUCGAGGCGACGCGACAUACAUAAUCAUUGGCGGAUCUGGCGGUAUCGGCCGAAGCAUGAUCAAGUGGAUGACUCGCCGUGGAGCAAAGAACGUGGUCAUUGUGUCCCGUUCCUCCAGCGUGUCUCCUCAAGUUGCGGCGGUGAUGGAGGAUGCCAAGUCCAUUGGCUCCAACGUCGUCCUGCACCAGUGCGAUGUAGCAAACGCGGAAGAUGUCCAGCGAAUGGUCUCGCAGAUCAAGGAGACCCUGCCUCCCAUUCGCGGCGUGGUGCACAGUGCCAUGGUUCUACACGAUGUCCUAUUCGAGAACAUGAACUUUGGCCAAUGGCACGAAGUCGUCAAGUCCAAGGUCGCCGGCUGCUGGAACAUCCACGAAGCCCUCGCCGACGCCACCCUCGACUUCUUCAUCGCCCUCAGCUCCGUCUCGGCCAUCAUCGGCAACCGCGGCCAGGCAGCCUACGCGUCCGCCAACGCAUACCUCGACUCGUUUGUGCAGUUUAGGCGCCGUCUCGGCCUCGCCGCCACCGUGCUCAACUUGGCGGCGGUCAGCGAUACCGGCUACCUCGCCGAGAACGCCGAGCGCCAAAAGGAGGUCCUCGAGCAAGUCGGUGGCGAAGCCAUCAGCGAAAAGGAAAUCCUCGCCCUCGUUGCCGCUUCCAUCACCGGAAAGGCCGAGGAAACGUGCUCGUCCCAGGUCGUCACCGGCCUCAAGCUCCCGUCGUCCUUCUCGGGCGUGUGGUGGGCGUCGGAUGCCAAGUUCACCUCCCUGUGCGAGCGGACGCUGUCCGAGAAUGCCGGCGGCGAUGUCGGCGCCCAGGCCGUGUCUCCCGGAGCGGCGCUCAAGCGCGCAACCUCGUACGAGGAGGCCCAUGCCAUUGUGAUCUCGGCCCUGCUCGAUAAGACGGCCGAAGUCCUUAUGCUGCCGAGGGAAGAAUUGGACGGCUCCAAGGACACGGUGUUUUACGGCCUCGAUUCCCUCGUGGCGAUUGAGAUCCGCAACUGGAUUACCCGCGAGUUCGGCGCUGCGCUGCAGAUCUUGGAUAUGCUGAGCACGCCGUCUUUCAUUGUUUUGGCGGAGACGGUUCUCAAGAAGUCGGAAGUUGUUUCGUUUGAAAAGCCCGCUUAA